ACGUUACAGCAAUGGUUGCCCCUUUUGUUCAGCCGAGUUUCUGAGUUAUUCCCAACACAAUGAAAUGAUCGGGAUGUUAUGUUGUUUCAUAAAAUCAUUUCACUGCACCUAUGCUUCCUGUGAUCUCGUCUGGGAUUAUCUAAUUAAUUAAAAUCGAUCUACAAGCCUUCCGAUCUGGUGUGAGGUUUCCGAAGCACGCAGUCUUGAGGAACGUGGAGUAAUGUAAUCUUGAACAGCAUCUGUCCCAGCAGUGGCUGUUGGCACAAUGGGGCUGGACUUUGAUGUAAAGACAUUCUGUCACAAUCUGCGGGCCACCAAGCCCCCUUAUGAAUGCCCAGUGGAGACUUGCCGUAAGGUUUACAAGAGCUACAGCGGCAUUGAGUAUCACCUUUACCACUAUGACCAUGACAAUCCAACUCCUGCACAGACUGUACCCCAAAAGAAGAGAAAAGGACGACCUCCUCGUGCAUCGCUGGCAGGGUCAGGAGAUACAGAUGACGGUGGAGGCAACGGAGGUGGAGGACCAGGGCACGGGGGGAACACCCCUGGUAGCCCCAACCGAUCAGAGCGCUCUCACUCCCCAGGCCGAGAGACAAUGACCUAUGCCCAGGCACAGCGUAUGGUGGAGUUGGAGAUUCAAGGACGCAUUCACCGCAUUAGCAUCUUUGAGAACAUUGAUGUGGUGUCAGAGGAAGACAGUGAUGCAGACGAUGCUCCCCCAUCUGGUACAGGUGGGAGUGGUGGAGGGGUGUGUAACGGUAGUGAUGGUGGAGCUGGAGGUAGUGAGGUAGGAGGGAGUGGCAAGGACCGGCCAGAUAUCCCAUCUUCUAAUGGGGGCAAAGCCACCCCAAAGUCUGGGAAGCAUAAGAGUAAAGAAAAGAAGAAGGAUGGCUCAUCCCAUCAUCACAGCGCUCAGUCUGGGCCUGCAGUAAAGCUUCCCGAAGCGGUGUUCAGAGAGCUGGACCAAGAGAGACCUGAUGCCCCUCCCCGGCCGUCAUCUUACUACAGGUACAUUGAUAAGUCUGUGGAGGAGCUGGAUGAGGAGGUGGAGUAUGACAUUGAUGAGGAGGACUACAUCUGGCUUGACAUCAUGAACGACAAGCGGCGGCGUGACGGUGUGACACCCAUCCCUCAGGAGGUCUUUGAGUACCUCAUGGACCGCUUAGAGAAGGAGUCCUACUUUGAGAGCCACAACAAGGCAGACCCCAGUACCCUAAUCGAUGAGGAUGCUGUCUGCUGCAUCUGUAAUGAUGGAGAGUGUCAGAACAGCAAUGUGAUCCUGUUCUGCGACAUGUGUAACCUGGCAGUGCACCAAGAGUGCUAUGGCGUGCCCUACAUCCCGGAGGGCCAGUGGUUGUGUCGUCGCUGCCUGCAGUCACCAAGUCGAGCUGUGGACUGUGCUCUCUGUCCCAACAAGGGAGGAGCUUUCAAACAGACGGACGAUGCACGGUGGGCACAUGUCGUGUGUGCCCUCUGGAUCCCUGAGGUCUGCUUUGCUAACACAGUCUUUCUGGAGCCGAUUGAUAGUAUUGAACACAUCCCUCCUGCACGUUGGAAACUUACCUGCUACAUCUGCAAGCAGCGGGGUUCAGGCGCCUGCAUCCAGUGUCACAAAGCCAACUGUUACACAGCCUUCCACGUCACAUGUGCCCAGCAGGCGGGCCUCUAUAUGAAAAUGGAGCCUGUCAGAGAGACUGGGGCCAAUGGCACCUCUUUCAGUGUCCGCAAGACAGCUUACUGUGACAUCCACACACCGCCAGGAUCAGCCCGACCUUUGGGAGGAGUCGGCGGGGCCAGCAUGGGUUCGUCUCACAGUGAAGGAGAGCUGGAGGAGGAUGACGAGCCCAGUAUUGGCCACGAUGAUGACUCCAAGGGCUGGAGCUCUGAGCGUGCCAAGAGGGCGAAGGCAAAAUCCAGGCUGAAGAUGAAGAGAGCAAGGAAGAUCUUAGCUGAGAGGAGAGCUGCUGCGCCAGUGGUGUCUGUACCCUGUAUACCUCCCCACAGGCUCAGCAAAAUCACCAGUAAUUUGACGGUACCCAGGAAGAGCCAGUUCAUGCAACGACUUCACAGCUACUGGACAUUGAAGAGGCAAAGUCGCAAUGGUGUACCUCUGCUGCGCCGGCUCCAAACCCACCUGCAGUCACAACGACAUAUUGACCCACUCCCCCCACAACCUUCAUCACAGCUUCCUUCAGUGUUGCAGAGGGACAGCGAGGAGAAACAGACUGCUUUAAAGGAGCAGCUGAAGGCAUGGCAGAGACUGAGACACGACCUAGAGAGAGCCAGGCUACUGGUGGAGCUCAUCCGCAAGAGAGAAAAGCUCAAGAGGGAGACGAUUAAAGUGCAGCAGAUGGCGCUGGAGAUGCAGCUGACUCCUUUUCUGGUGCUGUUGAGGAGUACGUUGGAACAGUUACAGGAAAGAGAUACUAACAACUUUUUCACUGAGCCUGUACCACUGGCAGAGGUGCCAGACUACCUGGACCAUAUUGACACUCCAAUGGACUUCCAGACCAUGUGGAACCUGCUGGAGUCCCAUCGCUACCUCACUUUCGAGGCCUUUGAGGCAGACUUUGGCCUCAUUGUCAACAACUGCCUCAAGUACAACGCCAAGGAUACAGUGUUUUACCGUGCUGCCCUGCGGCUCAGAGAGAUGGGCGGGGCCGUGAUAAGAACAGCAAGGCGCCAAGCUGAACGGAUCGGUUUUGACUAUGAGACUGGCAUGCACCUCCACCGAGAGCCGAGUCCAGACAGUCAGCGUGACCAAGAGCGUGACAGAGAGAGGGAGAGGGAGCGGGAGAGGGAGCGAGAGAGAGACCGAGAGAGAGACCGGGAGAGAGACCGGGAACGAGACCGGGAGCGAGACCGGGAGCGAGACCGGGAGCGAGACCGAGACAGGGAUAGAGAAAGAGACCGACCAUUGUCUUCAAAUGAAGAUGACCUGCUCCUGCCAGAGAACAGGCGACGGCUGCCACUGGAAGAACAGCUGCAUUUCCUGCAAGUGCGUCUUGAUGGGGUCAGCUCUGGGAAGCACAGCAUUGGUCAGUCCCGUAGGGCAAAAGCUCUGAGAAAAGAGAUCAGUGUCAUCAAGAGGAAGCUUGCACACCAGCGGGAGGGAGGCUCCGGCAUGGGGGGGCGGGAGUCAGUGGGAGGAGGAGACCGGGGUUCUUCUCUUCCCCAUCACCCAUCCUCUUCAGGACACCAUGAUGAGGGAGGAGAAAGCAGUAGCCAGGAGAUUGGUGGAAAAGAUCUGAGUGUCUCCUCGUCUGCCCUGGCUCCAGAGGUGGGCCGUCGGACAUCUGUCCUCUUCUCCAAGAAGAACCAAAAAAUGACUGGGCCCCCCAAAAGGCCAGGACGCCCUCCCAAGAACCGGGACGCUGGCUACGCUGGGGCAGGAGUGAGCCAAAGCCCUAUUGGUCCCCCACAGCUGCCCCUGCUGUCCCCAGCCAGGCAGAGAAAGAGGCCUCGCAGCCCCCACAGCAGCUCCAGCUCUGACAGUGACAGUGACAAUGACGACCUUCUGCCAGGUUUGCCGAGUAAUGGUUUUGAUGGAGGAAACCAGCCAGUAACAGAGAGCUUCCGCGUAUACAGAAAUGAGCCUCGUCUCCCUCGUUCCAGUUCAGACUCCGAGUCCACGACCAGCAGCAGCAGCAGUGCAGCGUCUGACAGGACCAGUACGACCCCGUCUAAACAGGGCAGAGGAAAGGCAUCGUUCUCUCGCUCUGCUUUCCAGGAAGACAGCAGUGAGGAAACAUCAGGCACCGAAAAUGAUUCCUACUCAGUUGGAGGAUCACGGGGCGUUUCACAUUUGGUGCGUGGCCGGGCCAGGUCAGGAUGCUGGAUGACUUCUGAUGACUAUUCCUCUCUGGAAGCUCUGGACCUGGUGUGGGCCAAGUGCAGAGGCUAUCCUUCAUAUCCUGCCCUGAUAAUUGACCCGAAGAUGCCCAGGGAGGGGGUGUUCCACCGGGGUGUCCCAAUCCCAGUCCCCCCUUUGGAUGUGCUGAAACUUGGGGAACAAAUGACCCAGGAAGCCAGGGAACACCUCUUCCUGGUUCUCUUCUUUGACAACAAGAGAACCUGGCAGUGGCUGCCUCGCUCUAAACUGGUGCCACUCGGAGUGGACCAGGAGCUGGACAAGGAGAAGAUGCUGGAGGGUAGGAAAUCCAACAUCCGCAAAUCAGUGCAGGUGGCCUAUCACCGUGCUAUGCAGCACCGCAGCAAGGUGCAGGGGGACCCCAGCAGUGAAACCAGUGACAGUGACUGAACACACACACAAACCUUAUGUGUUGGUCCCUGCAGGUGUUGUGGAGUGUACGUUUCUCUAUAGAGAUCCCAGACCUACAUCACAGAACACAAGAAAUAGUGCCAGUAGCACCAAGUGGAAAAAGACAUCCACUACGUUAGCCCCAAGACACGCACACUCAUGCACACUAAGCCGUAUUUAAUCUGACAUGUAAAAUAUUGUAUUUAAGAGAAUUGAAAAAAAAUGGUAUUAAUGAUAAUGGAAAAAUAUGCUAUGUUCAGAAUCAUGAAUCAGAAUAUUCCUUGUAUGUGGUCGGUAUAUAUGUUAAAUAACGAAUGAGGUGAUGGUUUACAAACUCAAAAAAUGAACAUAGUAUUACAGUAUGAUCUAUACACAACCCUGCCUCUCCCUGUCAUUCUUACACAUACAUCAUUCACACGUGUAAUCUUACACGUGUGAACAGGGAAAUGCAUGUAGUGUACAUUAAAUGCACACACUGUGGGUAUGGCUACGAAUGCCAUCGCUCAAGCACGUUUUCACAUUCAUCACCCAGCUCUCCAAAAAACAAAAAUAACAACAAAAAAACAGGCCUGGUGCUAGUGUCAUUUGUCAGUGGAGCACAAAGAGAGACUGUUGCAGCCUGAACCGAGGGCAAACCAACGUUAAUGUUAUUUAUUCUGCUUACUCCUUCCUAAUAAGGUCCACAAUCUUGUUUCAUCAUGGACUACUUCUAAUCACUCCGACUACACAAGACGUCAUUGUGUGGUCCUCUUUGUCUGUCACUCUGUGUACAUCAUGUCUCCUGUUUUUACAGUUUUGUUAACGUGCGUCUGUGUCACACAGGCCGCUGGUCAAUGAAUAAUGAGGACUAAACUGAAUCACAUGAUCGCCUCACUGUCUGUCUUAGUCUCAGGCUGAUGGCUUUAGAACUUUUAUAUACAGAUUACAUAAAGAUAGAAGUUUAAUAAAAAGAAUUGAGUUUUUUAAACUUG
Messenger RNA from Seriola aureovittata, 5232 nucleotides. RefSeq names its product bromodomain and PHD finger containing, 1 (gene brpf1). Gene Ontology annotation, biological process: regulation of transcription by RNA polymerase II. Lineage: Eukaryota; Metazoa; Chordata; Actinopteri; Carangiformes; Carangidae. Gene Ontology annotation, molecular function: protein binding. The record is from RefSeq and is a predicted model, not a curated record. Gene Ontology annotation, cellular component: MOZ/MORF histone acetyltransferase complex. The transcript is spliced from 16 exons. The coding region runs from base 266 to 4261 and encodes 1331 amino acids.